AUGCAUUUUUCAUUUUAUAUAACUUUAAAUUUUUUAAAAUUAAAUGGUGAACUAAUAACAUUGCAAAUCAAUGCAAAUGGAAAUAAUGUAUAUGAAAGUGGUGAUCAAUGUGGUAAUUCAACAUUUACUUAUAAUUCAAUAAAUGCAAUUUCUUAUUUUGAAACAAUUAAAAUGACUCUUUAUAAAAUUGGUAAUCCAUUAAUACUUUUUCAAAAUAAAAUUGAAAUUUCGCCUUUAAAUCAAAAAUCUAAAAAUGUAAUCAUUGAUGAUUCUUCAAUUAAUAACAAUAAUAAUAAUAAUAAUACUAAAACAUUUAUUACAAUGUCACCUCCUCCUGGUAAUGUAGUUGAAUCUUAUAAAUCAUAUACAAUUUUUAAAAUUAAUGGAAUUAAUUUCAACAAUUUAACAUUUACAAUUGUAACUUUUGAUAAUUUUAUAGCAUAA
Molecule: messenger RNA, 444 nt
Organism: Dictyostelium discoideum AX4
Lineage: Eukaryota; Evosea; Eumycetozoa; Dictyosteliales; Dictyosteliaceae
Exons: 3
Coding region: 1-444 (147 amino acids)
Source: RefSeq, a predicted model, not a curated record